Ambispora leptoticha is the source of this 120-nucleotide messenger RNA. NCBI's taxonomy places the organism in Eukaryota, Fungi, Glomeromycota, Glomeromycetes, Archaeosporales, Ambisporaceae. The record is from the annotation of a GenBank genome assembly.
AUGCACAAAUUAUUGAUCGACCACGCAAAGAAACUGGCGCUUAAAUCUGUCUUGGAAUCAAACGUAACAGAUGCUAAUAAACCAUCGGAUGAUUCCUCAUCCUCAUCAUCAAAAGCUUGA